AUGAACGACACGAACGGGACUAACGGAGUCAAUGACGCUGCCACUGCAGCACUCUUCCCCGCCCCUGCACCCGUGCCCUCAACGCUCUCUCCACGUCGCUGGCCAGGCGUCGACGCCGAGUCGACCAAGGCGCUGCUCAAGGGCCUACGGCACAACCAUGUCCAGUGGGACAUGUACUUUGACGACGUUGGGCGGCACAACCACUCGCCGCACCAACUGCUUUCCAUCUGGGCGAUGGGCGCUUCCGGACCCGUCAUCGAUGCCGCGUAUAAGAUGGCCUGCGUCUACCAGCGCGAGCUGGGGAAGCCACCUGAGACGAUCACCAAGGCGAAUGUAUGGGAUCAUUUAGGUGAUAUGAAAUACUUCGGCUCGUACAGCUCGUUCUUCUGCCACGAAAUCCGCGAAAAGGGGUUUACGCGCGUCAUGGAGGAGUACGUCUUCUCGCGCUACGGCAACAUCAGCGACAAAGGCUCUGUACACCCUGUGAUGGUCAACCGGAUCUUUGGCGGCAUAUUCCACCCUUGGAUCCACAUCGGGUUUGGCGCCGAGUUUGGUCAGCCUGGUUUAGUUGCCGAAGGUCUGGCCAUGGCAUGUACCCAGGACGGCAACCCCAACACAUUGCUUCAGUUGGAUUCAUGGGAGCCCAAGUCUGGUGACGCCCCCGGCGUCCUAUCCGCCCUGUCGAACCUCUCACUCAACGCCCUCUUGAGCAAUGGUACCACCACGGCCCGGCCAUCGUCGCGUGGCCUUCACGCGUUGGCUAUUCUCGCUCGCAUGCAGGCUGACCCUGCGUUUGACGACGUCAAAGACGAGGAGCUGAAGCCCAGCUUUUACGAGGACACAUUCAAGCUGUACGGCGAUGCGCUUCGGAAGUACGCGUCCAUGUGGGAGAUUGACACUUCGACCGAGGCGGGCUCGCGCGAGGCGUUCGAGCAACUUGCGUUGAUUGUGACGAUCAUGUACGGCGUGGCCGGCUGGACGAAGGAAAAUGCUCUGCAGCCCGAUUUUGUCUUGGUGCACCUCGUCACCUCCGCCUUAUUCUUCCCCUCCGUGAACGCCUACCUCUCCCGUCCCGAGCUGCACGCUGUCCUCCUCCGCGCCUUCUUCACCCUCGCUCUCGGCUACUUCGUCGCCCGUGGCCGUCCGAAGGUCGACCUCGCCACCUUCUACGCGCACACCACCACCCUCGGCACCCCGCGCGGCGCCGCUCCCCAGCCCGCCGUCGGCACCCUCCCCGGAUCAAAGUCCCCGCACGCGCUCACGCCCAACACGUGGCUCCCCAUCAUGCAGACGUCCCUUGUCCACCCGAACGAGCAUCUGCCCAAGGCGCAGCGCUCGUUCGCGCAUUUUGCCGAGCUGUUUGGACACUAUGCGCCCGGGGAGAUCGCGCGCAAGAUCGGCGCGGACGCUGCGCUGCUUCCCGGUGCUGAGCGGCUCGAUGGCACAGUGUUUGUGCGUGUCGCACUUCUUACAGCUGAUGCUAUGGGUUGGAUGCGCGAGGGCCAGGAGAGAGGGCUGUGGAGCUACAGAGGGUUCUGCAAGGAGGUAAAUGAGAUCCACUCGUGGGAUGCUUCGCAGUAUGCGGAUGCAGUUACAACGUGAACGAGUAAUGUGUAAUACUAUAUUCUUCAAAGCC
Coniophora puteana RWD-64-598 SS2 is the source of this 1636-nucleotide messenger RNA. RefSeq lists its product as uncharacterized. The transcript is spliced from 6 exons. The record is from RefSeq and is a predicted model, not a curated record. Bases 1 to 1602 code for a protein of 533 amino acids. NCBI's taxonomy places the organism in Eukaryota, Fungi, Basidiomycota, Agaricomycetes, Boletales, Coniophoraceae. Gene Ontology annotation, molecular function: oxidoreductase activity.